Messenger RNA from Centropristis striata (black sea bass), 814 nucleotides. It is a transcript of the gene acot13, whose product is annotated as acyl-CoA thioesterase 13. Lineage: Eukaryota; Metazoa; Chordata; Actinopteri; Perciformes; Serranidae. The record is from RefSeq and is a predicted model, not a curated record. Gene Ontology annotation, molecular function: fatty acyl-CoA hydrolase activity. Bases 98 to 526 code for a protein of 142 amino acids. The transcript is spliced from 3 exons.
CCAGUUUCCACACGGACUGUUUAUGAAACGCAGCCAUUUCCGGUUUGAAGUGAAGUAAACAGAAGUUUGACUUUGGCCGCUUUUACUUACGUAAAAUAUGGCUGCACUCACUUUAAAUACGUUAAAACUAAUACUGAGGACAUCGGUAGAAAGCCCGGGCUUCGACAGAGUCCUGAGCAAGGUGGACGUCUUGUCUGCGGUCCCAGGUAAAGUAGUGUGUGGGAUGCGGGUAGAAGAGGAGCACACCAACCGGGGAGGGACGAUGCACGGCGGGUUGACAGCCACCCUGGUCGAUGUCAUCUCCACCUUGGCUAUAAUGAACAGUGAGAGGGGAGCACCGGGAGUCAGCGUAGAUAUGAACAUAACAUACAUGACUGCUGCCAAGAUGGGAGAGGACAUACUCAUCACUGCUCAGGUUCUGAAGCAAGGACGGACGCUGGCGUUUGCCACUGUUGAUCUCACCAGCAAGGCCACGGGGAAGCUCAUAGCACAGGGGAGACACACUAAACACCUCGGCGGCAGCUAAACUGUCUCGCUCUGUGCCUCUCGUCUGUAUAUCACAUAUCAUGUAACUGUACUGUCAAAACAAAGGACUCUGAGUGAAGAUGGAAACUGACCUCUUGCCUGGAAAAAACUUGCCAAACCACUAAGUGUUGGGUGCAAAUUGUUCUCACAGCUGGUUACUUUAUAAGCGUUGUUGUACAUUUGUCUUCCGUUAGAGAAAAACUAAUAUGUAUGGUCAGAAUCAGUCCUGACCUAACUUCUGUAUCAAUGGUAUUGUCACAUGCAAAUGCAAUAAAACAAAUAGACAAGA